Molecule: messenger RNA, 1547 nt
Organism: Spirodela intermedia
Lineage: Eukaryota; Viridiplantae; Streptophyta; Magnoliopsida; Alismatales; Araceae
Source: the annotation of a GenBank genome assembly
AUGGGAGAAACACCCCUUGGGUUGGGAUGGUGUAUCUUGGUGGCGCACAGCUUAUCCUUCUCCUAUGGGCCCAUUGGGUGAUGGGCCCUUCUCCAUGGGUUCUUCUUCUUCUUCUUCUUAGGCCCAUUGGAUAGGCGAAUUGAACACCCGGCCUCCUCCGCACAAUCGUCUCCACCCAGCCAGAGCCGAAGAUACGGGGUAGGCCACGAUGUGGGACGUCGUCCGCUCCUUCACUUUCCCGCUGCCGCCGUCGCUGCUGGCCUCCGCCAUGCCGGCCAUCACCGCCACUUCCCAUGCCAUCGGCGGUUUCAACGAGACCCUCGGAAGCCACGUGAAAUACUCCAAAUUCUCAGAAACCGGCGAGCAGCUCGGCCCCAAGGUGCGCAGCAAGCUCAGCAUGGUGGCGGUUUACUCACCGUCUCUCGCGGCGGCGGUGGCGGCCCUCGCGCUCCCCGCCGUGAGGGAGGCGCCCGGCGCCGCACUGGUGGUGGCAAUGCUGGGCCUACACUUCUUCAAGAGACUCCUCGAGGUACAUCUUCCUCCUCAGAUUUCCAAGGUUUCCCAUUCACUCCUGAUCCCGACCUGUUCCCUCUUCUUCCGCAGAGCUUAUUCCUCCACCGGUACAGCGGAACCAUGGCCCUGGAAUCCGUCGCCACCAUCUCGUUCUGUUACCUCAUCAACACUUCGUUCAUCAUCUACACGCAGUACCUCACGCUGGGCACGGCACCGCCGCCGGUGGACCUGAAGCCCCCCGGCGCCGCCCUCUUCGCGGUGGGGAUCUGCGGCAACCUGUACCACCAUGUCCUCCUCUGCAGGCUCAGGAAGGAGGGGGAGGGCGGGUACAAGAUCCCCAGGGGAGGGCUCUUCGGGCUCGUGACUUGCCCUCACUACCUGUUCGAGAUCAUGGUGUUCGCCGGCAUCGCCUGCGCCUCCCAGACAGUCUACUCCUUCUGUGUCAUGGCGGGCACCGCCUUCUACCUCAUGGGCAGGAGCUGGGCAACCAGGAAGUGGUACCUCUCCAAGUUCGAGGACUACCCCAGAGAAGUCAAGGCCCUCAUUCCCUUCAUAUUCUAGACCACUGGAGUUCUAGGCCCUCUCCUCUCUCUCUCUCUCUCUCUCUCUCUCUCGCUCGCUCUGCCUGUCGAUAAAAGUGGCUCCUUUCCUCACCUGAGAACAUUGUUCAACAGAUAAGAACAAAUAUGACAAAUUUGUGAGCAUCUUUCCUCAAGUAGAACGUGAUACAGAAGAAAGAACACAGCAGAGUUCACAGCCCGCCUACAAAAAUGGAUCAAGAGGAGGGGAUCAUCGCAUGUUGCCCUCCCGGAGGACGUCGAUCAUGUCGUAGAUCUUCUUCUCCGCCUUCGCCUGGACCUGUAAUCAACCCAAUUCAUGAUCAAUUCACCCCUUAAUGAGCAGGAAAUGCUUGCAGAUCUUCUCUGAACAGGGCACCACCACCUUCUUGGCGAGGAAAAUCGCAGCAUCAAUGGCCCCUUCGGCAUAGAUUGAUCGCCCGCAGACGUUGUGCUGGAAUUCAAAGGACACCCUGA